GCGGUUUUCUCUGUUGCCGUUUUCACGCAGCACGAUCUGUUCUCUCCCGCACAGUCUGCCCAGAGGGCCAUGGCCUCUUCCUCGUCCUCCGGCACGGCCGGCGGCAGGGUGGUGCUGUCCAAGGAGGGGGCGACGGCAAUGGCGGAGUGCAUCGGCCUGCUGUUCGGGAGGUGGACGGCGCUGCAGCUGGCGGUGCAGAACCGGUGGGGCGGCCUUGACUCGCAGGCCAAGGCCGACCGGCUCGCCUCCUCCGUCCUCUCCUGGUUCACCCGCGCCGCCGCCAGAGGCACUGGACCACUCGACCAGGACGAGCUGGAGGGAUUGCUGUACGAUACCAUGGACGAGUCCUUCGACGCUGACAUUGAGGAUGGGAGCGUCGAGGAGGUUACUAAGCAUCUGAUGAUUAUGUACACACGCUGUCUGCGAAAGGAUUAUUCAUACAUCGAUAAGCUUAGGAAGACACGGCUUGCAGGCAGCGCCAUUACCCAGAGCAAAGAGGUGUUAAGAGGCUGCGAGAGUAGCAGCGAUGAGAUCUCACGCUCAGAGGAAGAAGAUGAUGAUGAUGAGUAAGGACCCAUUGAGGCAUGAUGGUUGCAGUUGAAGAUCUGAGAUGGUUCGAGAGUGCCCAGAGCAUGAUCCAACUUUGAACUUGGCUCAAGGCCUAGAACGAAUAGCGAGUGAGCCGAGUUACAUAUUAGUGCCAAAUGAAGAAUCAUUUGGAUUGGAUAUAACUUAAGAUUGAAUGGUAAAUCACUAGGACGAAAUGUAUCCUAUGGUUUUAAUGGUUGCAAUCACUAGUUGCACAAGCGUA
This is a messenger RNA of Sorghum bicolor (sorghum), 811 nucleotides long. RefSeq names its product pre-rRNA-processing protein TSR2. Gene Ontology annotation, biological process: maturation of SSU-rRNA from tricistronic rRNA transcript (SSU-rRNA, 5.8S rRNA, LSU-rRNA). Gene Ontology annotation, cellular component: nucleus. The transcript has 4 exons. Bases 70 to 570 code for a protein of 166 amino acids. NCBI's taxonomy places the organism in Eukaryota, Viridiplantae, Streptophyta, Magnoliopsida, Poales, Poaceae. The record is from RefSeq and is a predicted model, not a curated record.